Messenger RNA from Paralichthys olivaceus (Japanese flounder), 3213 nucleotides. Its product is annotated as calpain-8. The record is from RefSeq and is a predicted model, not a curated record. Lineage: Eukaryota; Metazoa; Chordata; Actinopteri; Pleuronectiformes; Paralichthyidae. Gene Ontology annotation, biological process: proteolysis. Gene Ontology annotation, cellular component: cytoplasm. Gene Ontology annotation, molecular function: calcium-dependent cysteine-type endopeptidase activity; calcium ion binding.
GCUCUCCAGAAGUACCUGCAGUACCUAAAGUACCUGAAGUACCUGGAGUACCUGAAGUACCUGGAGUACCUGCAGACCUCCACCAUGAUCAAGUCUCUGAGUGUGUCCUCUGAAUGCUCCCUCCCUUCGGCGGAGGACGAUGUGGACUCGGUCUGCUCCGACGAGCUGCUCGGGUCUCAGUCCCGCCGGUGGCUGGCGGAGCUGCUGACCGAGGACAUGCCUCCGGAGAGCGGGGACGUGAACACGGUGGGUCGGGACGGGCUGUUCGUGGAUUAUCACUUUCCUCUGGGGGAGCUGGAGAUGAACUCUGGGGUCAGAUGGAAGAGACCGAAGGAGCUGUGUUCGUCUCCUCAGUUCAUCGUGAAAGGAGCGACACACCUGGACAUCCGUCAGGGAAAACUCAACGACUGUUGGUUUCUUUCUGCCAUCGCGUCCCUGGCUGUGCACCGAUCUCUGCUCGUCAAGGUCGUUCCUCUAGAACAGAGUUUCCAGAAUGGGUACAACGGAAGCUUCACCUUCAGGUUCUGGCAGUACGGUCAGUGGGAGGAGGUGAAAAUAGACGACUUGUUGCCGACUCAGAACAACAACCUGAUCUACCUCAGCUCCCCCGACAGACACGAGUUCUGGAGCUCGCUGCUGGAGAAGGCCUAUGCCAAGUUGAAGGGCGGCUACAGAGCUCUGGACAUGGGCUUGCCUCACGAGGCAAUGGUGGACAUGACGGGCGGCGUGUCGGAGGUGUUGAACAUCUCCUCGCUGCCCAGAAACCUCCCGGCCUUCCUCAAACACCUUCUGUCUAAAGGAGCGCUCAUCAACUGCGCCAACUGUCUGGGUGAUCUGGAAACAAAAAAUGAACUGGGGAUCAUGUACAGACAUGCCUACUCUCUGACAGCAGUAGAAAAGGUGGAGACGACAUAUGGCCCCGUGGAUUUGGUGCGAAUCCUCAACCCCUGGGGCAACACGGAGUGGCUGGGUCCCUGGAGUGAUGUGAACGGUCCGGAGUGGAGUACAGUGAGCCCCGAGGAGCAGAAACGAUUGCACAGAGUCAGACGGGAGGACGGUGAGUUCUGGAUGUCGGCGUCGGACUUCGUAAAGCAGUUUGAGACCAUGGAGGUGUGUCACCUGACCGGCACCCUCAGUGAGCAGGGCUCCGGCGUAACGCCUUGGUGCUACAUCAUGCUUCAUGGGAACUGGGUGCCGAGCAUCUCAGCAGGAGGAUCUCCCCAAGGAGGCUUGUUCUGGCAGAACCCUCAGUUCAACUUCGUCCUGCCAGAGGACAGCGGCAACUCUCAGAAGACCUGCUCCUUUAUUUUAGCUCUGAUGCAGAAACACUGCAGACGUAGAGGCAUCGACUUGUCCAUCGCCCUGCAUGUAUUCCCGGUCCACCACACAAAAACAUACUUGUCUCCUGAGGACCUCAAGGCCAUCCGCCCCGUCCUCUGCAGCCCCCAUUACUCCUCACGUCGGGAGGUGGUUCUUCGUGGUUCUCUUCCACCUGGUUCCUACAUCAUCAUCCCCUCCACCACAGAGCCCAAUCAGCAGGGGGCGUUCCUCCUGCGGAUACUGACGGAGCAUGGGAACAAGGCCGCUCCAGCAAACCAACCACCACAAGACAUCAUUUCACAAACUGAGCCGUCACAUCCUCACCAGGCUGCACUCCCUUCUCCUAAAUCCACCAGACGUCUGUUUCUGAAACACUGCAACAAGAAGGGGAUUUGCAAACCAGUGCAUCUCUACAGCCUCCUGACUGAGGCCAUACAGGGAGGAGUGUUGGCCGGCAGUGAGAAGAAUCUGGCUCUGGAGCACUGCAAGAGUCUGGUGGUCCUCACGGAUACUCAGGGCACCGCUCGGCUGAACUGGCUUGAGUUCCAGGGUCUGUGGGACAUGAUCAAGAGGUGGACGGACAUCUUCCUGGUGUUUGACAAGAACAAAACCAAGCGUCUGGAGUAUCAGGAGGUUGCUCCAGCUCUGAAGGCUGCAGGGAUCACGGUGGACGACCUGGUGAUGCAGCUGGUUGGCCUGAGAUACACUGAGCCCGACAUGACCAUCAGCUACCCUGGCUUCUUGUACCUGGUGAUGAAACUGGAGAGCAUGAUACAUAAAUUCCAAGCGUACGACGUGGCAGGAAUGGGAAAGAUAGCAGUCAGCUACAGACGGUGGCUCCACAUGACCAUGUACAACUGACCUGCUCCACUCACACACUCACCAGGAUUCCCUCAGCUCUUUAUUCAUUUUCUUUUCACUGCUUGAUCUCAACGUGUGAUUUCUGUUUUAUUUGUCUGUGUGAACGAUGUCAAGUGUAGUUCAGUGACCGAAGCAUGAAGCGGACAAAGAUUGUGACACUGUGCCUUUAGUUCCUCCUCCUGCACGAUGUCAUUGUAUAUCCACGGAAACACCCGGGGUCAAAGGGCAAACACGGACGUGCUGCUGUGGUGUAAAGUGAAGUGUAUGAUUCACUUUUGAACGGAACAGAAUGAAACUUGAAGAUGUUGCUUCAGCCUGAAUUUAGAUUUGGAGUCAGAUUGUUUUGUGGAAACAGUUUCGUUCAUAAAUGAUAUUUUACAAGAUCUGGGACGGGUAAAUCCAAAUGAUAUAAACCCCAGUUCUUCUUCGAAAUAAUGGGGAACAUUUGGAAUAAAUGUUCAAAUGAUCUUAAUACAGUCUAAUAAAUAAUGCAGUUUAAAUUUUUACUACAUGACUCUAAAGUAAAGUAUAACUGCGAGCUAACGCUCGACAAAAUCACAAGUGUUUGCUGUCCUGGCUCUUCGAUGGUGGAACGAGCUCCCCAUUGACACCAGGACAGCAGCAAGUCUUCAUAUCUUCUGCCGCAGACUAAAGACACAUCUCUUCCGACUACCACUUAUAUGGUAGCACUUUGUAAUUUGGCUUUUUUGGAGCAAAAUGUACUUGGUUCUUGUUGUUCUGAAUGCUUUGGAGGAAAGCGUCAGCUAAAUGAAAUGUAAUGUAAAGUUGCAUUAACUUUUUCAACACCUAUCACCAAGGUGUGAUAAAUGUAGGAGGAUUUUGGACGGACUCGGACACUCGGACUUGUGCUCUCUUUCUUAGAAGGAAUGGAUAAAUAAGUUGCAUUAUUCUUGGAUUCUAGAAGACGUUCUAGGUUAGGUUUGUGGGAAUUGUUAGGUUUUUGUGUUUUUCUCAUCCCUCCUCUGUGAUAAUGUUUUCUGAAAUUAAAAUGUAUGUUUAACGAAUGUUUCC